Dermacentor silvarum is the source of this 2896-nucleotide messenger RNA. Its product is annotated as inositol 1,4,5-trisphosphate receptor type 1. Gene Ontology annotation, biological process: calcium ion transmembrane transport. The coding region runs from base 494 to 2896 and encodes 800 amino acids. Gene Ontology annotation, cellular component: endoplasmic reticulum membrane; secretory granule membrane; sarcoplasmic reticulum. Gene Ontology annotation, molecular function: inositol 1,4,5-trisphosphate-gated calcium channel activity; phosphatidylinositol binding; inositol 1,4,5 trisphosphate binding. The record is from RefSeq and is a predicted model, not a curated record. The transcript is spliced from 13 exons. NCBI's taxonomy places the organism in Eukaryota, Metazoa, Arthropoda, Arachnida, Ixodida, Ixodidae.
GUUAGCCAAACCAAGCCAAGCCCGUUUGAGCUCGAGUUCAGCUGCCGAAGAUUUACGGGCCCGGUGUCGGUCUGGCAGCUCUAUCAGCGAGACGUCAGAAAGUGUGCCAUUCGCUUACAAAAGCCAAAUACAACGUCCAGCUGGCUUGCGGUGCUGUGGAUAUGCCGUAGCUCUCACUUGCAUUCUUGCGCGCAGCCUGCUCGGUCCGUUUACCGAUCUUGUGCGUACUCGCGCCCCAACACAGCCAAGUUUCGAUGGGAGGUGCGGCUCUAGCUUUCCUGAACGCACUGCUUGCUAACUCCUAACGUUGAACUAUACGCUGGGAAAACCACUACAGCCGCAAGUCUUCGCGGAGGUGUUGGAGAAGUUCGGCAACCCCUGUUGGCAAUUGGCCUUGAUGUAGCCCGUCCUGUGCAAAAAGCAGAGACCAAGCCGCCCUGGCUUGAAUCAACUGCAUUCUCACUUGUGCGACGGACGGGCGAACACUUCGAAUAUGUGCGACUUGAUCGGCACUUCGAGCUUGCUCCACAUUGGAGACAUUGUCUCUCUCUACGCCGAGGGUACCGUCUCCGGUUUCCUGUGCACUUUAGGCCUGGUCGAUGACCGGUGCGUGGUGCAGCCAGAGGCUGGGGAUCUGGCCAUCCCGCCCAAAAAGUUUCGAGAUUGCCUUUUCAAGAUGUGCCCCAUGAACCGGUAUUCGGCCCAGAAGCAGUUCUGGAAAGCAGCCAAGCAGAGUGCCUCCAGCGCAACAGAUGCCGUGCUGCUGAAAAAACUGCAUCACGCUGCCGAGUUGGAGAAGAAGCAGAAUGAGAGCGAGAAGCGAAAGCUGGUGGGAGAAGUGGUGCAAUACGGAGGGGUGGUGCAGCUUCUGCAUGUCAAAAGCAACAAGUACCUGACCGUCAACAAGCGGCUGCCUGCACUGCUCGAGAAGAACGCCAUGCGUGUCUCCCUUGAUGCCAAUGGCAACGAGGGCUCUUGGUUUUACGUUGUCCCCUUCUACAAGUUGCGUUCAACGGGUGACAGUGUGGUUGUAGGUGACAAAGUGGUGCUGACCCCAGUGAAUGCAGGCCAACCACUGCAUGCCAGCAACCAAGAGCUGCCUGACAACCCAGGCUGCAAGGAGGUAAAUGCUGUGAACUCAAACACGAGUUGGAAGAUAUCACUGUUCAUGGAACACAAGGAGAAUGUGGAUGAUGUACUGAAAGGGGGAGAUGUGGUGCGACUGUUCCAUGCGGAGCAGGAGAAAUUCCUGACGAUGGAUGAGUACCGAAAGAAGCAGUAUGUGUUUCUGCGGUCCACAGGACGCACCACUGCAACAGCAGCCACCAGCUCCAAAGCCCUGUGGGAAGUGGAAGUGGUACAGCAUGACCCCUGUCGUGGCGGGGCAGGACAUUGGAAUAGUCUCUUUCGCCUCAAGCACCUCGCCACGGGCCAGUAUCUAGCUGCUGAGGUGGAUGAAGACCCGACCCCUGACCCAACACGGGCCAAGCUGCGGGGCCCACCAGGGAGCCCCGUGUACUGCCUCGUAGCUGUGCCACAGAGUAGCGACAUUGCCUCCAUCUUUGAGCUGGAUGCGACCACACUCUCCCGUGCUGAUGACCUGGUGCCCCAGUCUUCCUAUGUGCGCUUGCGCCACUUGUGCACCAACACCUGGGUGCACAGCACAGCCAUUCCUAUUGACCGAGAUGAGGAACGGCCCGUUAUGUGGCGCCUGGGAUGUGCGCCGGCCAAAGAGGAUCGGGAGGCCUUUGCAGUGGUGCCAGUGUCAGCUUCUGAAGUGCGGGAUCUUGACUUUGCCAAUGACGCUUGCCAGGUUUUGCAGACGCUGGUUGGUGCUUUGGAAAGUGGCCGUGCAGGUGUCACGGAGCGUCGUUCGCUGCUUCAACUGCUUCAGGAAGUCAUCUAUUUCACGGCCAGUCGUGAGGGAGAUCCAAACAAGUCCGACCCUCUCGAGCUAGUUGUGACCAAACCGAACCGGGAACGUCAAAAGCUGCUGCGUGAGCAGAAUGUGCUUCGGCAGCUGUUCCACAUCUUGCAGGCGCCAUUCACAGACAAUGGGCAGGGCCCACUGCUGCGCAUGGAGGACCUUGCAGACCCGCGCUAUGCACCUUACAAGCACAUGUGCCGUCUCUGCUAUCGUAUCCUGAGACUGUCCCAGCAGGACUACCGCAAGAACCAGGAGUACAUUGCCAAGUGGUUUGGGUUCAUGCAGAAGCAGAUUGGCUAUGAUGUGCUGGCCGAAGACACCAUCACUGCGCUGUUGCACAGCAACCGCAAGCUUCUUGAGAAGCACAUUACUGCGGCUGAAAUCGAGACAUUUGUCAGUUUGGUGCGCCAAAACAGGGAGAGUCGUUUUCUCGACUACCUUUCAGACCUCUGCAUUUCCAACAAGCAGGCCAUCCCUGUCACCCAGGAGCUCAUCUGCAAGGCUGUGCUUUCACCCCACAAUGCUGACAUCCUUAUUGAAACCAGGGUGGUCCGCAGCCAGGUUGAGCUGGAGAUGGAAGGGGGCCCACCCACCUUGGCUGUGGAGGAGCAGGUGCUGCUUCUGUGGGACAGCGGCCGGGAGGCGCGCAGCAUCGUGGAGUUGGCACAGGACACGGAGUGUCUGAGUGCACGAGCCACGCUCGACUACUACAGGCAUCAACUCGACCUGUUCUCAGGCAUGUGCUUGGACAGGCAGUACUUGGCCAUCAACAGCCUGUCGCCUCACCUGGAUAUAGAGCUGAUCCACAAGUGCAUGGCAGAUGAAAACCUGCCAUACGAAUUGCGGGCAGCCUUUUGUCGACUGAUGCUGCACAUGCAUGUGGACAGGGACCCUCAGGAGCUCAUCACACCUGUCAAGUAUGCACGCCUCUGGUCCGACAUUCCUGAGCAGCUUUCUAUUCAGGAGUAA